AUGGAAGGAAGGGUGGAAGCAUGCGAGGGGAGCGAGAAGGCGGCGGCGAAGCAGCAGCUGCUGGCGAGGAGCGGCAGCAGGAGCAGCCGGACGCCGGGCCGGAGGAGGUGGCGGUCCUCGUCGAUGGACCUGGAUAGCGAGGCGUCGAAGGUGGCCACGGGCGGCGGCGGCGGCGGCACCAGCGCCGCCGCUUCCGCGAUGAUGCUCACCCGGAGCUACUCCACCACCGCGGCCGUGGACGGCGGCGGCGGCGGCGGCGUGGGGCAGCAGCAAGCAGCGGAGGGGGAGCAGAGAAGGCUCGGGGCGGGCGCGCGGCUGGCCCGGAAGAUCAAGGAGCAGCGGGCGCGCUUCUACAUCGUGCGCCGCUGCGUCUCCAUGCUCGUCUGCUGGCACGACGACGCCUAG
Setaria italica (foxtail millet) is the source of this 405-nucleotide messenger RNA. Its product is annotated as Holliday junction resolvase MOC1, chloroplastic-like. The coding region runs from base 1 to 405 and encodes 134 amino acids. NCBI's taxonomy places the organism in Eukaryota, Viridiplantae, Streptophyta, Magnoliopsida, Poales, Poaceae. Gene Ontology annotation, biological process: negative regulation of cell population proliferation. The record is from RefSeq and is a predicted model, not a curated record. The transcript has a single exon.